Fusarium redolens is the source of this 1332-nucleotide messenger RNA. RefSeq names its product peptidase S8/S53 domain-containing protein. The record is from RefSeq and is a predicted model, not a curated record. The coding region runs from base 1 to 1332 and encodes 443 amino acids. Gene Ontology annotation, molecular function: serine-type endopeptidase activity. Gene Ontology annotation, biological process: proteolysis. The transcript has 2 exons. Lineage: Eukaryota; Fungi; Ascomycota; Sordariomycetes; Hypocreales; Nectriaceae.
AUGGUUCAACUUAAGAGUUUCGCAGUUAUUGCUACCACCCUCUUUGGCUGUUGUCUAGCAGCACCUACAACUUCUCCCGGCGUCGAUAGUACAAUCCCUGGCAGCUACAUCAUUACCCUCAAGUCUGCGAUCAGGCCCCCUGCAGUUAAGGCUCAUUUAAACUGGGUUGACGGCGUUCACAAGCGAAGUCUCGAGAAGCGUGAUGGCGACAAUGGUGUUGAGAAGACAUUUGAGACUGAGGCCGGUUUUCACGGAUACUCUGGUACAUUCGAUGAUGAAACAGUCAAGCAAAUUAAAAAGAGCCCAGAGGUCGCCCGUGUUGAGCCUGACCGUCGAGUCAAGUUAACAUGGAACGCUUCCAAGCGUCAAGAACAACCCGUGGAACCAGCGCCACCAGCAGAAACAAUAAGUCAAGAAGGCGAGGACACCGGAGACGAGGAUGAUGAUGAUCAACUUGAAAAACGAAGUGAAAUCAACCAAAAGUCAAGCACAUGGGGCCUCGGAACCAUCUCACACCGCGACAAGGGCUUCCAGAACUAUCUCUACCACAAGCCAAGCGGCUCUGACUCGUUUGCCUACCUUGUUGAUAGCGGUGUCCGUAUCACCCAUAAGGAAUUCCAAGGCCGGGCCAAGAAUGGAUGGACAGCUUUCCGAAAAGAUUAUGUUGACCGACUGGGCCAUGGUACUCAUGUUGCUGGGACCAUUGCUGGAAAGACCUUCGGAGUCGCUAAGAAGGCCAAGGUCAUUUCUGUCAAAGUCUUUCAGGGCGACUCCGCAGAUCUCUCGGUUAUUCUCAACGGCAUCGAGUGGGCCGUCAACGAUAUCAUCAAGAAGAACAGACAAGAGUUCUCAGUGAUCAACCUUUCUCUUGGCAUCGAUGGUGUAUCUGGAGCGCUGAACGACAUUAUCAAGAAUGCCGCCAAGUCUGGAGUCAUCUUUGUGGUCGCCGCCGGAAACCAAGGAACAAAUGCCAAGACGAAAUCUCCAGCUUCAGCUCCUCAGGCCAUUACCGUUGGAGCCAUUGACAAGAACUGGAGAAUCCCAAGCUGGUCCAACUACGGCAGCUCUGUAGAUAUGCUGGCCCCAGGCGUCGACGUUGUUUCUGCUUCAUGGCUCAGCGACAGCGGUACAUACAUUGAGAGCGGCACCUCGAUGGCCACCCCCCAUGUUUCUGGUCUUGUGCUGUACGCUCAGUCAGUGUACGGCAUUACCGGCGUUGACACCACGACCAAAUACAUCAAGAAGUACGCUACCAACAAUAAGGUUCUCGGUAGCCGCCGAGGUUCACCAAACCGGAUCGCCAACAACAACAAUUUUGCUCAAAGCAGAUAA